CGCCGUUCGCCUGGAAACCACCACCGUUCGAUAGCAAAACUACGCUACACAGCUACCCUACCCUCGCCGACCCUCCCCCCGCCCUCCCGCGCCCGCAAUUCGCCCUUUGAUCCCGUUCGGCAAUUGCCGAAAACGCACUCUUUCGCGCCGCCCCCAGAGUCCAUCCCCCCUCCGCGCGUCGCGAGCGCAGCGAGCGCUUAAGCUCUGGCCUAUGCACACCCAAAUACCUCUACUUUGGCUCUCACAGCAAUGCCCUCCCCUCCCCUCCUCUCCCCCUCCCUUCUCCUCCUCCUUCCCCCUCCCGCCCCUCCUGCCCCCGAGUUGCGUGGGGUCCGAGGGGCGGGCGGGGAAGGGGAGGGUCAGCGCGACUCGGUGUAGAAUACGAACACUUACCGCGCUCGCGCGGGGACCUCCCGCGAUUUCUGACGCCCAAAUCGUCGAAAAUGCGCGGUACACGGACUUGCUGGUCCCGGCCCGGUGAUGAAGGAGGGGAGGGUGCGAGUACGUCCGACUGCCCCGCGCUCGCGCGGGGAGCUCCAGGCGAUUUUGGUGACGGAAACCCCCAAUUCUGCGCUCGUGCAAUGCCGCGGGACACUGGUAAGCUUAUCAACGACAGCGGGAGUGAACAGAAAACUCACGUCGCGCUUGCUCGCACGAUCGCGCGCAUUACUGCUGGCCGGGAGGACGUCGGUGGCGCUCUUCCUGUCGAUCAGGCUCAUCCGGCUCGUCUCGAAGCGCUCGAUAGCGGGUGGGAUGGGUACGCUGUAGUACUCGAUGUAUGGCUCGACUUGAUGAAUACAGGCCUUGCUCGACUCGAACGUGCGUGCUCGGCGAAUCUGUACGGCUCUGGCUCGUGCCACGCCGGAAUGAUCCCAUCUGCCCCGGCUCCUUUGCUCUCGCGCGCUUCUCUCGGGCUCCGUCGACACUCGCUGGCGCUCCUCUUGGCCUUGUAUCGCCGUGACUGUCCUGCUCGCUCGGGCUUCAGGGCAACCCUCGGCUCCUCCUUGCUCGCUCCCGUGCUCUCGAACACGCCCCGCCUCGCUUGCACUGGUGUCGUUGCAUCUCGCCCCUUGUGAACAAGUUGCUGACCUCCACCUCAGGUAGCUGGUCUCAGGGCAAGAGCAAGGAAGCGUAGACAC
Messenger RNA from Schizophyllum commune H4-8, 1139 nucleotides. RefSeq lists its product as uncharacterized. Bases 444 to 1076 code for a protein of 210 amino acids. The record is from RefSeq and is a predicted model, not a curated record. NCBI's taxonomy places the organism in Eukaryota, Fungi, Basidiomycota, Agaricomycetes, Agaricales, Schizophyllaceae. The transcript has 3 exons.